Messenger RNA from Lotus japonicus, 1194 nucleotides. RefSeq names its product rhomboid-like protein 19. The coding region runs from base 120 to 1076 and encodes 318 amino acids. Gene Ontology annotation, cellular component: Golgi apparatus; membrane. Gene Ontology annotation, biological process: retrograde vesicle-mediated transport, Golgi to endoplasmic reticulum. Lineage: Eukaryota; Viridiplantae; Streptophyta; Magnoliopsida; Fabales; Fabaceae. The transcript is spliced from 8 exons. The record is from RefSeq and is a predicted model, not a curated record.
CGUAGCAACAAUAACCAAGGUGGAUGAUGAGAUUCAGAUCUUGCUGAACUCAGCUCAAUUUCACCAUCUUCUUCUUCUUCUUCUUCUUCUUCAAAUUCGAAGCUCAUUCUGAAUCGUCCAUGUCCAUGCCCAUGAGCAGCACGCUACCGCCCUCACAGACAAACUCAGAGGGCGCAAGGGUGUUUUCCGGCGGCUUCACGCGCCUCUGCAAGGGUCUUUCCGUUCUUCUUCUCGCCCUUCACCUUCUUCUUCACAUUUUCCCUUCCGCUAUCACCUACCUCGCUCUCAUUCCCGCAAGGACUAUCCCUUUUGCCUGGAACCUCAUCACUGCUGGUUACCUUGAACAAUCUCUACAUGGGGUUGUGAUCAGCAUUAUCUGUCUCCUCUUCAUUGGCAAGCUGCUUGAACCAGUUUGGGGUCCUAGGGAAUUUAUCAAGUUCAUCUUUGUUGUUAACAUCUUAACUUGUGUCUGCAUUUUCAUCACUGCUAUUGCCUUAUACUACAUUACAAGUCUGGAGACUUACCUUUAUAAACCACUUUCUGGCUUUGAUGGAGUUAUUUCUGGGUUCUUGGUUGGCAUCAAGCAAAUUAUACCAGAUCAAGAACUUCCUUUCCUUAAGUUAAAAAUGAAGUGGUUACCAUCUAUUGCUUUAUUGUGUUCUGUUGCCAUGAGCUUCUGGAUAGAUGAGGCAAUAGCACAUCUUCCAACAGUGAUAUUUGGUACAUAUAUGAGCUGGAUUUACCUCAGAUACUGGCAGAGGAAGCCAGAAACAAAGCUCAAGGGUGAUCCCAAUGAGGAUUUUGCAUUCUCUACCUUUUUCCCAGAGUUUUUAAGACCAGUAAUAGACCCUGUUGCGUCAAUAUUUCACCGAAUGCUCUGUGGAAGAUCUGAUGCCUCUAAUGAUUCCGAAGGCUACACUUUGGGAGGUGAACCUAUGCUAGGUUCUGACCCCAUUGAGGCAUCUAGGAGAAGGGAAAGAGGUGCCCGAGCACUGGAAGAAAGGUUGGCUGCUGAGAGGUUGGCUACUUCACACAAUGCAGGGGAAUUGCAAACAGAUGCUGCAGGAAAUGUAUAAUUCCUUAGCUUUUGUACAUUCACAUAUGUUAGACCAAUAUAUGAAACUAUCAUGAGUGACAUUUUCACAGAUGGUAAAGUAAUGAGAAAGUUUUUACUGCCUUUAAGGCAGAUUUUAA